Molecule: messenger RNA, 4792 nt
Organism: Ciona intestinalis (vase tunicate)
Lineage: Eukaryota; Metazoa; Chordata; Ascidiacea; Phlebobranchia; Cionidae
Source: RefSeq, a predicted model, not a curated record
CAGUGGACACAUAUGUUCUAAAAAAGCAAAUGGAGGCGUCCAAUGAACAAACCAACGGAAUGCUUACGGUUCCAGGAACAGUUGUGGCGAAGCGUAAAUCGUUGUUGCCUUACUGUGAAUCUGCACGAUUUGUUUCAAGAUCGAAUAUUUUGGCAAGGGCAUCGAAUGCACAUUUAGCAAGCAACCAAAAAAAGAAAGAAGCUAAACCGAAAGACUCGUCAGGUAAACUUGGAGAUGACAUGAAUCAUCAUAAUUUGAAGGAAUUAGAAGAAAUUUUUCUCGAAGCAGCGGCCGAUUGCGACGCCGGGUUGGACAUGCAGCAGUUUCGCAUUGCUAUGAAGCGAACUAUGGGCGAACACAUCGAUGACAAUGAACUUGAUAUGAUAUUUAUGAAGGUUGAUACGAAUUGCGAUGGAACAGUGGAUUGGGACGAAUACCUUUCCUACAUGCUGCUGGAGUAUCAGGAGAAAGAAAAUAUGUUUUCCAUGGCCAAAGAUUCUCCUUUCCCCAAUCCUAUGGUGGAGAAGUCAUGUUCACAUAUAGAAUCGAUAUGCAAAAUUAGUAUGCUUUUGGCUUAUGCGCGACAAACAGCUGCAGAUGUUCUGCCUACUGUCGAUGAAACAGGUAGUCGUUAUAUCACCUUGUCUAAAGAAGGGAUUUUAAACAUCUGGGCCUCCGAUUGGCAAUUACAGAAAUCGUGUACGCUAGAGAGCAGUAGAGGUGUACAUAAGCCGCUGUGGGUAACAGACAUGGUGUGCAUGUCAAACUGUAACUGUAUUGUGGUUUCGUCAACCGAUUACGAAGUUUCCUUCUACUCCAUGACCGGUAAUAUGAUGCAACGGAAAUUUCAAAUUCAAGGUUUAAAGAGUUGCGCCCUUACAAUGGACUUCAAUUAUUCCGUGACCAAUCCCAAGCAAAGCAUUCUUCUAUGGGGCGACACCAAUGGAGGAAUAUACAUAAUGCGGAUUUACGACAACCCCAAUAUCUGUUUAUUUUCAUCCGCAAAAUGCCCAGGAAACAAAUGCACUCCUAGGAUUCUCCUGAAGGGGGUUGUCCCCAACGUGAUAGCUUCUUAUUUCCCGAAUGUUCACACCGGUUGGGUACAACAGUUGAAAUAUUACAUCAGCAGGAAACAGGGUCAAGAAUGUUUCGUUUCCGGAUCAAUGGAGGAAGAGAAGGCGCUCAACUUCGCUGACGUCACACAGAAAGUAUCCGGCUCUGGGAAAGAGCAAAGUGUCGUCAUAAAUAGAAAAUCUUCUUUUCGAAUUCGGAAAGGGGUAGUUUGUCUGGAUUAUGAUCCCGACUGGAACCUCAUUGUGACGGGAAGCCGUGAUUGUGACGUCAGAAUAUGGAAUCCAUACGUCGUGAGCAAAUCUUCUGCUGUGUUAAAAGGUCACACUUUCGCAGUCAUACAGGUUCAUGUAAGAGGCGGCGAACAUCAGAUUAUAAGUGUAAGCAAGGACAAAAACAUUCGAAUCUGGGACCUUCGAGAUUAUUCGUGCAAGCAGAAUAUACACAGCAGAAAUGUGAACUUGGGUCGCCUGGAUGUUAGCGCGACUUUUGUCAAUGAUCGAACAAAGGAACUCAUUCUAGCGACCAAUCAAAUCGGUUUAUUUCAAGUACGCGGCGCCUCAACGCCAAGUCAUAAACGCGGUUGGGUGAGAAGCCACCACAAGCCGAUCACGUGUGUUUUAUACAACAAACUCUUUAAACAGAUAGUAACAGGCAGUGAUGAUUCAAUGGUGGCCACAUGGGAUCUCAACACUGGUACAAAGACGAUGCAGUUUUGUACCGAACGAGAUGUCGAAAUUACAAGCAUGGCAUUCGACCCAACCUAUCGAAGACUAGCUACCGGGUCAAGAAACGGCUCCAUAGCGCUUUGGAAUUUCAACAACGGUGCUUGUCUCCGCCGGUUGCCGAAGACAGACGAACUUGAAAUUGCUGACGUCGUAUUCUGUAAACGACGAAUAGUUUCUGCGGGUUGGAACAAACACGUGACCACUUUCGCCGAUUCUUACGAAGACGAAACUUCGCGAAGAUUUAAACGUUGUCAUAGCGACGAUAUAUUGAGUUUGGCUUAUCACUAUCGAGACUCGACCAUGGCCACAGCUUCCUACGAUGGCGAUAUCUUUGUAUGGUCGAUGGACACAGAAGACGUGGUCAUAGCGUUAAACAUGUUUGAAAGCAUUCUUCCAAUACAUCUUCCUCCAAAUAAAAAGCAUUCCUCCAGUUCAUCAAGGAUUCCACUGAGCAGUUCUACUAAGCGAACUCAAGCUUGGGGGUCGAGACAAGGUACCCCCACUGCUGGUACAUCGAACGUUGGAACAAACCUACAUACUCCCGAGUCGAAAAUUGAAAGAUGGUUUCCUGAUUAUUUACCUUGGAAUCACCAAAGUGACGUCACAAACGACCAAGACUCUGAGAGCGACGACGCCUCCAGUGAUGGUGGUAGUUGUGCCUCUACGGACCGAAAACAUUCGCCAGCAGAGAGAGUGGUGAAUAAAUUGAAAUUCUUACAAGGCCGUCGUAGCGAUGAAAACACAGCGACGUUGAUUGCCGCAGUUGCCAACGGAUUUGUAGCUGCGUGGUCGGUGCAUCAGAAAGGUGGUUUGCUCGGUUAUUUUGAAGCAGUGGCCCACAAGAACGAGGUGGUGUUGGCAAUGGAAACAGAUGAAGAUUCUGAGAUACUUAUAACGGGCGACAGUCGAGGUUACAUCAAAAUGUGGGACAUGUCGUCAUAUUGCAACGGAAGUGACGUCAAGCAGCGACGAGAAAGUUUUAAAACGUCAUCAGCGCCGUCAAAUGGGGACAAUAACAUUGGUUGUUUUACAGAUGGGCGUUUCACCGUACCGACCUACCAACCCUUUAGCAAACCCCCGCCUCUUAUUUGGUCACUGCGUGGCCACACGAAAGCGGUGACUUCGAUCGUCUAUAUUGAAGAAAAGGAAUUGAUAGGAACGGGUAGCACAGACUGCAGUGUUCGAUUGUGGACUGUGAAUGGAAGGUAUUUGGGAACCUUUGGACAGAAAGAACCAUGGAAGUUGCAGUUUCCUGUAAAGGAAAAGGAACUUUCAGUGCUUUGCCCUGAUGACGUGAGACGCGUGGCAUCUCCGACCACAUUACGGCAAAUAAAAGGCGGCGUACACAUACAAUGGAAACAAGUACAGCACGCUGUUAACUUCAUGGGGAAAGCAAGAGGCGUGUUUAACAUCACGAAGAAGAUGUCAACACAUCAAGAAGAGAUCAAGGAACAAUUUAAUGACGUGUGUAACUCUUUUAUCAAGGAGAAAGCGGUACGGAGGAAUACACUCAAUGAUCGCAGAGGAAGCAUGACUGUGUGGGUUGGGGAUUCCCCGCAUUCGAUACUAGCUGACUUAAAAGCUAAUCCAAUGGCGGAAAGAACGUUCCAGAAAAUUCAAAAGGAAGGAAUUAAGAGCGCCCACCUUGGAAAAAUUAACUACAAGCCAAAGAAUCGACACAAGGAGUCGAAAAUCGAUCGCGUCAUCAGAUGGAGUGAGCAGCACCCCAUAAUAUAUCGUGCUUUGCCAUAUUCUGACAUCGAAACACCUCAAACCAGGGAAAUACCAGAAUGCUUGCGACAUUGGUACCGUGGCGACACCAAACUUGCUAAACAUGCUAACAUAGUCAUAGCAAGACAACGAGCAUUGGGAUUUCUCAAACCAGUCAUCUGUUUCUCGCCAGAAGGAAAUUAUGACUAUUAUGCCAUGUCGCAAAAUCGGCAACAGACCCUAAAUAUCAGACAAGCAGAAAACAAAUGCAAAUCACUUGACGGAUGUUUGGCUUUUUCAAAUCUUGCCGAGGUGGAAAGGUUCUUGCUGAUGAAAAACAAGAGUAAUAGAACUGCAUGGUACAUCGGGUUGACAAAAACUGAACGCGGUUGGACUUGGUCUGAUGGAUCCCUUCUUAACGAUAAUUUGUCCAAUUGGCAGAUUAAUAAACAAUUGACCAAUAUUGACAAUUGCGUUGCUCUGACACAGUGGUCGAAUUACAAAUGGAUUGUUCGUAGUUGCUCAAGAGUUAUCAACUUCGUUUGUCAACGAGCAAUAGUGGUGGAGACUUCUAUACUACAUGAAGAAGCGUUUUACCCAGUGGUGGGCCUCUGUGGGUUGUUAGCCCUUUGCUGUGUGGGCCUUCUCAUCAUGUAUAAACGAAAAUCGACAGCGGGAGACCGAGCAAACCUCGUGAACAACGAAGUUGCAGUUGUACACCGAAAUGUUAUAUACCAAGCGGAAACCAUCGGUAAUUAUGAGGAAGUUUCACCCAGAUACGAUGAAGUAUGCCAUUAAAACUAUAAUAUCUUAUAACCCAGCACACUGCGUGCAUGAAAACAGAUUAUAGACAAGCCGUUAUUGCUACGUUAAAGCAACUUCCGCAUAUAUCACGUGACCGCUAAAUGUCCUGUAUAUGUCGUUACACUAUUCGUCUCGAAUCUACGUCAGUAACUGAGUUACUUCAUAUCAAUUGUGACCAUUUUACUUGGUGUCCUAUAAAGUCCGAAACCACUGGUCUUACACUACAUCGGCAUGUGGGUCCAAGCUUUCGUGAUAACUCGAUUUAUUUAUACAUCAAACUUGUUAUGUCUGUACUUAAUUAAAUAUAUCUAAAUGAAACAGAACCGCCCUCGAACUUUUAUAUUUACUAUGCGUGUAACAUGUAAUUUUAAAAUAUUUUAUGUGGUCUAUGUAUUUACUGAUUGCGUCAAUUUUACCUGUUUUCUUAAUUCUGUAACGUUGGUAAUACAUUUAAAUAUGGUCAGAUUAAAAUCGUUUUG